Molecule: messenger RNA, 732 nt
Organism: Panicum virgatum (switchgrass)
Lineage: Eukaryota; Viridiplantae; Streptophyta; Magnoliopsida; Poales; Poaceae
Product: putative pentatricopeptide repeat-containing protein At5g40405
Exons: 1
Coding region: 1-732 (243 amino acids)
Biological process (GO): RNA modification
Molecular function (GO): RNA binding; zinc ion binding; protein binding
Source: RefSeq, a predicted model, not a curated record
AUGGGGUUGAGCCCCCGGCGGGAGCACUACGGAUGCUUGGCUGAUCUCCUUGGACGUGCAGGGCUUGUGGAAGAAGCUGAAGCUGUGUUAUUGGACAUGCCAAUGGAUCCACAUGCAUCACAGUGGGGGUCUCUAAUGUCAUCAUGCUUGAUGCACAACAACAUUGUUGUGGGCCAACGUGUAGGAAAGAAACUUAUUGAGCUAGAGCCCGAUGAUGGUGGACGUUAUGUUGUUCUGUUUAAUCUAUAUGCAGUCAAUGGUUUAUGGGAUGAUGCAAAAGCUGUUCGGCAGAUGAUGGAGGAGAGGGGAGCCAAGAAGGAGACGGGCUUGAGCUUUAUAGAGUGGAAUGGUUUGGUCCAUGAAUUCAUGUCAGGGGAUAUGAGACACCCCCAAACAAGGAUGAUCUAUGCAUUAUUGGAAGAUAUGGAGCGGAGGUUACAACUGAUUGGUUAUGUCAAGGAUACCAGCCGAGUGCUUAUAGACAUGGACGAUGAGGAAGAUAAGGGUAGUACCUUAUCCUACCACAGUGAGAGGCUUGCAUUAGCAUUUGGAAUCCUAAACAUUCCCCAUGACAUGCCUAUUCGUAUUGUCAAGAACCUUCGAGUGUGCCGUGACCGCCAUGUGCAUGCCAAACUUGUAUCCAAUCUCUACCAGCGUGAGAUCAUUGUGCGUGACCGCCAUCGCUUCCACUUGUUCCGUGAUGGGGUUUGCUCCUGCAAUGACUAUUGGUGA